AUUUCAACUCAUCUGCUAACGGCUCUCACAAAAUGGCUUCCUCCACCACAGCCACCCUCUCCAUCGCUGUAACCACGGCGGCGAUGACGACGAGGACCCUAAGUUCCCUUCCAUUUAACCAAUCAGUUUUCGGGCUAAAGUCCCAAAGAAAAGGCCGCUUUACCAUGGCUUCACACAAAGUAACACUGAUAACUCCUUCGGGAACCAAGCAAUUCGACUGCUCGGACAGCGACUAUAUCCUGGACCGUGCCGAGGAAGUAGGAAUGGAUCUCCCGUACUCGUGCAGGGCUGGGGCUUGCUCUUCGUGUGCGGGACUGAUCAAACAAGGCACCGUCGACCAAUCGGACAAUAGCUUCCUUGAUGAUGAAUUGAUUGAUGCAGGCUUCGUCCUAACUUGUGUUGCCAUCCCUAAGAGUGAUGUUAUCAUUGAGACACACAAAGAGGAGGACCUAGCAUCUUAUUAAGGAUUUGUAUUUUUCAAAAUAUUAAAAUUUCAAUUUCAUUUGGUAA
Messenger RNA from Gossypium raimondii (Peruvian cotton), 510 nucleotides. RefSeq names its product ferredoxin-1. NCBI's taxonomy places the organism in Eukaryota, Viridiplantae, Streptophyta, Magnoliopsida, Malvales, Malvaceae. The record is from RefSeq and is a predicted model, not a curated record. Gene Ontology annotation, cellular component: chloroplast. The transcript has a single exon. Gene Ontology annotation, molecular function: electron transfer activity; 2 iron, 2 sulfur cluster binding. The coding region runs from base 33 to 464 and encodes 143 amino acids. Gene Ontology annotation, biological process: electron transport chain.